CGUUCUGCUGACAGAGAGCGAAAGUGUGUUGGCCGACUAUCUGCGGUGCUCUCCUCUCUUGUUGUUUUCAACAUCACUUGUCACACUGACAGCUAGUGUCACAGUAUCAGUCUCAACAGCUCACUCAACCUAUGGGAUGUUGCCAAGAUGGACAGAACUUUAAUGGUCUUCGUUUCAGCCAUUGCUUUCUCUGUCUGUGACUCAUUAGUCCUGAAAGAUAAGUCCUUGGUUUUGGAGGACAAGAUGCCAGGAGACAAUGUCAGCUUCAACUGCUCCAUCAGUGGUGUAAUGGACAACAUUGAUGUGGUUAAAGGAAACCAGCAAGGCAAUGUGCUGAUCAUGAAUACCCAGGGUAGAUCCCCAACAAUAGAACCACAAUAUAGAAAACGGAUAAGCUUCACAAGACCAUUGAAUAAGCUGUCUGUAACCAUCACCCAGCUGACAGAAGAAGACUCUGGAAUAUAUUGGUGUCAGUACUCUGGACUUACGGAAAAUGGUGAUGUUAUCAAGGCUGAUUCCAAAGAGAUAAUCACACUUCUGGUAAAAGAGCCUAAGCAGUGUCCAACGCUCCCAGCGAUUUCACCUGACUCCACAAUGCCAGUGUCCAGCGCUGUUGUCUGCUCAAAUGACUCUGGACCCAGUAUCAUCAUGGUGUCCUUCUCCAUCGUCACUGCUGUUGUGGUCUUCAUCAUGUUCUCAAUGAUGAUCAUUUUCCACAUCAUACCUAAGAUCAAGAAGUUGAGCAGCAGCGCCCCAUCAGCCCAGAGCCGGCCCAAUGACUCAGUCUAUGAGGUCAUGAGCACCACACUGAGGAGAACGUGAAGCACAGAGGCAGCACAGCAGACCACUGUCCGCAUCUCACAGCAGCAGAUCAUGCAGAUGCAGGUGCAGGUCAUACAUACAGCCAUCAUCUGUGGUGUGCACAGACAUUUGAGGGGGCAGGUGCUGAAGGGGGAGCAGGGUGGGGGCAUGUGGAACUUCCGGCUGCCUUACUACUAGACUAUAGAGGCUAUAUAUUACAUCUGGGCAUUAUUGUCUCAUGCUAUUCAUUGUCAAGUCAACAUGGACCACAUUACUUUGUGACAAAAAAAGACUUUCAGAAAAGAGCUUUGAAAAAGGGCCUUUCUUGUCCAGCAGGGAAAGGGGCAGGUGCUUUAUCACCACCUCGUCCCUAUCUGUGCACGCCUAUGGCCCUCAUAACCACAUGUCUGCAGUACAGGGCACUCUGGUCUCGUCGGGGGCCGCCCAGGCGCUGUGUGAACUGCUAUGCAAAGCAGAUCAUGAUGCACCAUCGCCUGGUGUUGAUGUACAGUAUGUACCACUGACAUUGAGAUUCUGCUCCAUAUUUGAGCUUGGUUGGGUUAGACCGUAGUGACCAUAUAGCACUGUGAUAUACCUCAAUGCAGUAGUGUAGCGCUUUGGCAACAUCCUUUCCUCAUUCUGACAUUACUCUCUGGAAAUAAAUGACACCAUUCCAUUGGUCUGUGCUUUCUUUUGUAAAAUGCUAUUCAAUUAUACAUAGUUUUGA
This is a messenger RNA of Engraulis encrasicolus (European anchovy), 1528 nucleotides long. RefSeq lists its product as uncharacterized. Bases 148 to 822 code for a protein of 224 amino acids. The record is from RefSeq and is a predicted model, not a curated record. The transcript is spliced from 4 exons. Gene Ontology annotation, cellular component: membrane. Gene Ontology annotation, biological process: adaptive immune response. NCBI's taxonomy places the organism in Eukaryota, Metazoa, Chordata, Actinopteri, Clupeiformes, Engraulidae. Gene Ontology annotation, molecular function: signaling receptor activity.